GUUACUUUCUUAAUCGCAUUUUUCAGUUACUUUUUCAAAGACUUCUAUUUUUUAUACAAAAAACAUACAAAUAUCUGACCAUGUACAUCGUGGCAUUCGUCAUCGUCAUCGCUGUCGGCGGUGUGUGCCGGGCGGACACCUUCAACGUAACCGCCAUCAACAGCAACGGGACGCAGACCAACAUUACGACCAUCGUCAACACCAACGACACCAUUCCCUUGUUGACCAGUGACACCACAACAACCACUACAACGCCGACAACAACAACGACGACCACUACGCCAACAACAACAACAACUACGCCGACAAGUACGACGACCGAUACUACAACAACGAGUACAACCACGACGACUACCAGCACAACGCCAACGACAACCACGACCACACCCACCACCACAACAUCCAGCACGACCACCACGACAACCGCGAAUACCGGCUGCCCGGAUGGUUGGUCACGGUAUCGCAACAGCUGUUAUUACACGGGAGAACGUUUUACCGGGGUUACUUUCUACGCAGCGCUGGCGUUCUGCCGGAGCUUUGGACCGAAGGCCCAUUUGAUCGAGCUGAACGACCUGGAUGAAUACAACCAUAUCCAAAAUAUUGCUCACAACGUUUCGUGGGGCGACGGGCCUUGGAUUGGAAUGGUGCGGAUGUUUAAUGAUCGCCGGUUUGUUUUGCCAUCAACCAACGCCGUCACUGGAGACCCAUCUUUUAAUAAAAUGAUCGAGGACAUUGCCGGCAAUCUGGGAACGGGAUACAACUGUGGCGGCAUGGAUAAAUCGGGGAAUCAGUUUGGCUUCUGGUCGUGCACGCCGAGUGGAAGCCCUUGGUGUGAAAUAGAUCUGUAAACUGUUUCUGGCACAUGACCGAAAACAACAACGUUAACAAAGUAUCAAAAAGCGCUUGUGUUAUGCGAAUAUACAGUAGAGAAUUUUAAUUCAUAUUAUUUACCGCUGCUAUGCAGCUUGUACGAAAUUUUGCGGUGCCGUUUUUUGCAUCACGAAUUGAUAUUCUGUUAAUUUUGUGAUUGAAAAUGUUAUUUAUUUUGUUCUAUUUUGUACGGAGAUUUUAGUAAACGAUUGACAAACAGCAAUAAAGCAUGAUUGCAAACACAAAA
Paramacrobiotus metropolitanus is the source of this 1117-nucleotide messenger RNA. Its product is annotated as salivary glue protein Sgs-3-like. Lineage: Eukaryota; Metazoa; Tardigrada; Eutardigrada; Parachela; Macrobiotidae. The transcript has 4 exons. The coding region runs from base 81 to 848 and encodes 255 amino acids. The record is from RefSeq and is a predicted model, not a curated record.